UUAAAUGUUUCCUUCUAAACUUCAUCAAAUGUGUCGUACUUUCAUAGUAUGGCAUCGAAGAUUCCAAAACAGAGUUGUGUAAAUACAAGACUUAAUUUCUGUCAGAAUGAAUAACAUCAUCAUUGCAUGGACAAUUGCUGGGAUUGGAAUGGCCCUUGCCUGUUUCUUCCUAUUACUAUAUCUAUGCUUGAAAUGUAAAGACAAGUGUCACGGAUGUUCAAGAUUUGCAUCAGCCUUUCCAUCAGAUAUCGCUACCUUCUACAGGCAAAACUCUUGGGUGGACUGUGACCACGAGUACGAGCGUAUAAGCUUACAGGACAGGUCCCGGGAGAAAGACACUGUAUGCAGCAGUCUACAACCGCAUCAUGAGGCGCGUCCGGGUGGGGAGAAAGGAGAAGACUAUAUAGAUCCCCGAGCUUCAUCAUCAACAGAACAUGUCGUAGAUGAUGUUAGGAUAUCCAGGUUAUCCCAUCUUCUGAGAACAUCGUUCUGGAGUAAAACCAACUCUGAGGAGGUUUUAGAAUCUGACCACAUACCAACAUGUGGAAGCAGCGGGCAAAGGAGAACUCGAAGCUGCCGCAAGGUGAAGUCAACUGAUAUUUGUUCGAAUACUCUCACUGCGGGGCAUUUCAUACCAGACUCGGGGGAGAUUCGUGCACGGGGACUACCAUCCGGAACAGCAGAAACAAUGCCGGAUGUCACAGACAGCAUGGUUGACAUUUUUCAAGAAAUCUUCAAUCCUUCCAACAACACUCUUAGAAGCCUGCUUCUCAGAACAAUUCACCCCGCAACUGAAAAAAAUAAAAGUCUAUCCAAACGUCUCUCUAAGUCUGAGACAGAUGUCACCAUUGCCAAAACAUUCAGAUCGUUCGGCAAUACAGACUACGAUCCCUCUACAGACCCACAAAUACAAAGUGGCGAUGAUGACCAUUAUGUCGCUGUCUCCGAUAUCAGAGUAACGCCUAUACCAAAACGACGAAAAUCAUUGUCCCGGAAGAAACACAUCCUUGAUGAUAAGCAAACGGAAAACGAGUCUGAGCUCAGAAAAUUGCCCGGCAGAAGUUUAAUUAAAUAUAUUACAAUCCCCAUGUUCGAGGAAAGAAGAGAAGCAAGUAUGCCUGUUCCGAGAUCCAAACCCAUGAGCCCCAGGCAGUGUCAACCAAGCAGCAUCUUCAAGACUUCCUCUGACAAGAAAGGAGGUGGUGAAUCUCCCACAAAUCGUAUGAUAGAGGAACACGUACAAGCACCUGCGAUGCAUCUUGACACCUAUGAAAAUGAAAUCCUAAGUGGAGUAGGCAGUCAAGAGAAUCCGCAAAGCUUUCAUGGAUCCUUCAGGCGGAGUGUGCAAAAAGCAAGAAAUGCUACAUGUCUAGACGGACAAGCAAAAACAGGAAAAGAAUAUUCGAACGUAAGGAUGGUCGUGAAGAAUUUGUCAUGCUCAAUCGAAAACAUUUGAAUGGAUUCAGAAUUGUUGAACACUUGAAUUGAUGAAUAAUGAUUUUUUAUACGAAAAAUAUUAUUAGUUCACAUAUAUAUGGUCUCCUUGUUGAGUAGAAUAUGACCUUCGUGUCCAUUGCCAAACCUUUUGUAGAACACAUGGUGUCAUCACGGAUGUUUACUGAUGCACUCGCAUAAUAUUCACCACGUUAGGCCGUAUCAAAUCUGUUGGGACAGAAAAGUGAGACUGGCUAUUUCUGGGAGGUAUCGUAUCUAUAUCACCCAUAUGGGAAGGAGGACACAGGGUAGUAUUGUAGUCCUUAGGUAGAUUACACCUUUCGGAGAACGGUGAUUGGCUGAUUAUAGCCAAUGAAGUGAAGCCGCAUCAUAAGCGUAGGGAUUUGGGUAUUCCUUACAUCACAGGUUUCCUCAUAGAGAAACUGGUGUUUUCAUUUUAGCGGGUUUUUUUAUCGAAGACUGAUACGUGUAAUAAAAACAAUAACCACCUCGUGACGGGGAAUGACAGAUGAUCUUUCCCUCGUUAUAUUAAUUUUGUAGUAUUAGUUAUUGUCUAAAUAUUUGUAAAGGACGAUCCAUGAGGAACGUGCGGUCGUGCUAUUUAUGUUUGUUUAUUUCUUGUUUAACGCUGCACUCAGCAAUAUUCCAGCUAUAUGACGGCGGUUUGUAA
This is a messenger RNA of Haliotis rubra (blacklip abalone), 2125 nucleotides long. RefSeq lists its product as uncharacterized. The transcript is spliced from 3 exons. Lineage: Eukaryota; Metazoa; Mollusca; Gastropoda; Lepetellida; Haliotidae. The record is from RefSeq and is a predicted model, not a curated record. Bases 107 to 1456 code for a protein of 449 amino acids.